Haliotis rubra (blacklip abalone) is the source of this 699-nucleotide messenger RNA. RefSeq lists its product as uncharacterized. The coding region runs from base 97 to 408 and encodes 103 amino acids. The transcript is spliced from 3 exons. NCBI's taxonomy places the organism in Eukaryota, Metazoa, Mollusca, Gastropoda, Lepetellida, Haliotidae. The record is from RefSeq and is a predicted model, not a curated record.
AAUUUAAUCCUCUGUUGUAAUUCUUUUGUGCGGUUCUGCCAUCAGCCAUUGACAGAAGGACGGACUGUUGGAGGUCACGCACGUACCAUAACCAAAAUGUUGUCCAGAAUUUUGCCAGCAGCCAGAGCUGCCACAUCCUCUGUUGCGCGAUUGCAAGCAGUUCGCUGCAUGGGGGGCCAGGCUCCUGCUCACUGGAAGAGUGACCUUGAAAUUGUCACUGAGAACCGUGUUACAAUGAAUGACCACCCUAUUCCUGAAGGUUCCUGGCAAGAGAAUUACAACAAGAGAAACAGCAAGUACAACAUGUAUAUUGCAGCUUCCUCGCUGUUCCUGGUUGCAACAGCUUUCAUACUCUACCAGUCUGGAGCGGUGUACCUCCAUUCCACUCCUCCACUCAAGAAGAGUUAACUCAGUCGAUGUUAGAGCAGUUAUUUGACUUGUCAAGCACACAUCAGGGACUACAUUAGCCUUGCAGAUGAAGAGUGAUAAUCCUUGAAACUGAAUGGGCACCACAUAUCGCCUUUGAGGACAUAUUUCAUCAGGAAUCUUUUUAAUAUCAUACGCUGCAAGUUGUUAGCUUGAAUUGUCAGAUAAAAUGUAAGUUAAGAUUGUGUGACUGAGUCAUUUUUGUUUUGUUGUUGAAAUACUAAAGCUUACCAUAGUAUGACUGAAGCUGCAGAGAAUAAACUUUGAACUUGA